Bombyx mandarina (wild silkworm) is the source of this 2287-nucleotide messenger RNA. RefSeq lists its product as uncharacterized. Lineage: Eukaryota; Metazoa; Arthropoda; Insecta; Lepidoptera; Bombycidae. The record is from RefSeq and is a predicted model, not a curated record.
ACGUGCUCUUCAUUCGUGGGCUGGAAGCCGUCGGUAUCAGUGAUCGGUGUCAUUUGUUUGACCGCCAGUCUGUCAUCGUAUUGUUCAUGAACUACAGUUCAAGGUUCAGAAAAAGAGUUCGAAGCUGUCAGUCAGAUUGCAGGUGAGUGUGAGCUCAGCGCAAACGUGGGCGGGCGGUCCGCACUCGCUUCAGUUUGAGACAGGCAACGACGCCGAUCACACGAACCCCGCCGCACAAGCGCUAAACGAACGACCUAGAGAUGGCCACCGGCCCGAAGAUAGUACACAAGCAGUUCAACUCGCCCAUCGGGUUGUACUCGCAACAGAAUAUCAAGGAAACGCUCAACAAACACCUGAAAAACCUCGACAACGGAUCUGUCGGAAUCGACUUCAACAACCCGACAACGGAUAAGCCAGCGAACUUAGCUAAUUCCGCCGUCCUAAGAAUGUUAGAAGAGGAAGAGCGUAACCGCAAAGGAUACAAAUUGGAUGUAACACAAAUCCGGGCUAUUCUAGAUACGAUGGUUCACGCUAAUCAUCUAUUUGACUCGUAUUGGCCUCCUGAGAAAUCGAAAACGCAGAUUUCUAAAUGUUGGGACAGUGAUAUAGAAAAACACGCCAAAGCUUACUCAGAAUUUAUUAAGACUUCCAAAGGUCAGAAGAAAGUGGUGUGGCCUCCAGUACCCGAAACGAACGGAUAUCAUAAUCCACAACAGCAGAGUCCCGUGUACGACAACAACGCGCAACACUCCCCGUCUGCUCAGCCUCCCUAUCAAAAGCAACCUCAAUAUCAACCCGAGCCCCAAUAUCAAGCUCAGCCUCCGCACUUCCAACCCCAAUACCAACAGCCACAGUCCCAGCAGCCUCAGUAUCCCCAGUCUCAGCCAGGGUUCUGUGAGGGACGUCGUCAAGAGCAAACUGGCCUGAGUAAGCUGAUUCCCGUUGGGCCGGGAGUGACUGCGUCACCCUUGUCUCCCUCGCAGUACCGUGUGGGUCCGGCGUCCCCGGGCAUCGCACCGCAACCCUUCAGGCCACAGCCAAAUCGCUGGGCCCCCGUACCGGCCCCCCUCUCCCCUCAGACACCCGGAUCGCAGCCGAGCUACACGCAGCAGAUCUCCCCUCAAUCUCAGUACUCAUCGCAGUCUCCUUAUUCGGAGCCCGCGUACCAGACCACACAGAGGCACUUCGAACCACCUCCAUCAACCAUCACUCUCCGUCCGCAACCUCCGGUUCACCAGAAACCAUCCCCGGUGUUCGCUAGUCAACCGGCCGCUGCGUCAUUUAAAGGAGGCGUCAACAUGCGUGGAGAUCAGAAGUGGCCACCUCAAUCGGUGAAGGAGGCUGUGGCUGCAGAAAACGAAGCCCGCCUCAAACUAGCCAAGGGUCCCGCCUGCAGACCGCGCAAGGUUAAAAAGGACUACAGCUCGUUCUUCGCGAAGCAUGCCCUGAGCCACAAUUACCCCGGCUACCGCGCGCCACCAGGCACCCAGCACUUCGAAGACUUCUCGGGCCGAUCCUCAUACUAAAUCAUCACUCCUAACACGCAAUCUCGUUAGAUCUAAACCACGUUUCACAUUAAAAAUUAACGAACCAAAUUCUUGUUGACAUUAUUAUACCUAGCAACGAUUUCUAUUUACGGAACGCGGGUAAGACGGUGCCAACGGAAACGGUUCCCUCUCAUUACAAGAAACAAACAUUUAUCACAUUUCGAGGUAUCAUCGGUCGAGAACCGGUAGCAGAGGUACUUGUAUAGGCUUUAAUGGAUAAAGUCUUGAGGCACGUACGACAGAAUAAUAAUUGUAGUUUUAAUUUAAUUUAUUUUAACCAUUAAUUAGCGUGUAAGUGAUUAUUUUAAUGUCAUAAUAAAACGUAACAAAUAUAUAUAUAUAUUUUAACGCUCAUAAAAUGUUUAGCUAUUUCAUUGAUCAUUUUCAUUACACAUUAUUAUUUCGACAUACUAAACGUUUAUUAUUAUUUUUCGAUGUUAAAGUGCGGCUUUUUUAUAACGCGAAUACGAUUCAGCUUUUUAAUGUAUAUAAUGCUCAAAUUGAAAAUGAACGAAAUGAUUUGAAAUUGAAAUUUUUCAGUCAAGUCGAAUUUUGACUGCAUUUUUUUUUUCAUGUUUUGAUUAAAUUUAUACGCUUCUGCUAUUUGGCUAAGCUUAUCCGUUUACCUAGUCAUGCGAGAGAUUACGCAAUUAUUUUGUAUAUAAAAAGCAAAAAAAUUCAAUACAAUUUGGUAUUUUAUUUUGUAAAAUUAUGUUCUCAAUUAAAUAAAUGAUGUAAAA